AUGGAGACUGAGUGUGGCUUAUCAGAAGGUGGUAGUAAGUGGUCGUUUCGGUCAGUAGAGAGUCAUUUGGGUGCGGGAUCGCCGUCGGUUCGUAAGAAAGGUACCCCGGUGGCAAGCGAUAGAGAGUCGAUCGAUUCGACGGAUUCCAAAGGAGAGCGGUCGAAACUGGCAUCGAUUCUGGAUAGGGCGCGGCUGAAAGGCAAAAAAUUGGUCUCUUCGAGCAGGAAGCGUAGAUCCGGUGAAGAGGUCUGUCAGGAAACGAUAUUAAGCAGUGAUGAGGGCUCCAACAAAACGCUGGUUGUAAACACGCACACUGCCUCAGAAACUGAGAAGAGGGCAGAGAAGAGUGCUGCAGCAGUUGGCGGAACGGUGCCGUCGUCAUUGCAGAGUUGUGUGAAUUGGCACGAGGCCAGCAGACAAGACCUCGCUGGGACUCCGCUU
This is a messenger RNA of Anisakis simplex (herring worm), 441 nucleotides long. Lineage: Eukaryota; Metazoa; Nematoda; Chromadorea; Rhabditida; Anisakidae. The record is from the annotation of a GenBank genome assembly.